Penicillium macrosclerotiorum is the source of this 1422-nucleotide messenger RNA. RefSeq lists its product as uncharacterized. The coding region runs from base 1 to 1422 and encodes 473 amino acids. Gene Ontology annotation, molecular function: amino acid transmembrane transporter activity. NCBI's taxonomy places the organism in Eukaryota, Fungi, Ascomycota, Eurotiomycetes, Eurotiales, Aspergillaceae. Gene Ontology annotation, cellular component: vacuolar membrane. The record is from RefSeq and is a predicted model, not a curated record. The transcript is spliced from 2 exons. Gene Ontology annotation, biological process: amino acid transmembrane transport.
AUGGGUUACGAUGACAUCUCCAAUGGCCAUGACGCCAGCAAGGUCCUAGAGGCUGAGGGUGAGAAGGAGAGGGUCUAUGCCGCCCCGCCGGCGUUUGAAGGGGACAUGCUUGGUGAGAUGAGCGAGGCUGAGCGCAACAUCUACGACCACGGUAUCAAGAAGUUUAGCCGACUGGGCUGGAAGCGACUCACCGUGGUGCUCAUCGUCGAGGCGAUUGCGCUGGGAAGUCUGUCCAUUCCUUCGACUUUUGCUGCUCUUGGAAUGGUGGCUGGUGUCAUCUGUUGUGUGGGGUUGGGUCUGGUGGCCAUCUAUACCAGCUACAUUGUCGGCCAGGUCAAACUUCUCUUCCCCCAGGUAGCUAACUACGCCGAUGCUGGUCGAUUGAUGUGGGGUCGGUUUGGGUACGAGCUGCUUAACGCGAUGCUGGCGCUCCAGCUUAUUUUUCUGACGGGAUCCCACUGUCUGACUGGAACGAUUGCUUUUAUGAACAUCACGGAGAGUGGAAUCUGCUCGGUUAUUUUCGCUGUGGUGUCGGCCAUCAUUCUUCUACUCCUUGCGAUUCCUCCGAGUUUUACCGAAGUCGCUAUUCUUGGCUACGUGGAUUUCGCUUCCAUUAUCAUCGCUAUUGGCAUUACCAUCAUCGGUACCGGCAUUGAAGCCACCAAUCAACCUGGCGGCCUCGCUGCGGUGCCUUGGUCCGCCUGGCCAAAACCCGACUUGACCUUCACAGAUGCUUUUAUUGCGGUAUCCAACAUCAUCUUCGCCUACAGCUUUGCUAUGUGUCAGUUCUCCUUCAUGGAUGAAAUGCACACACCACGUGAUUUCGUUAAGUCUAUCUGGACUCUCGGCAUCACCGAGAUCAUUGUCUAUACAUUGUCUGGUGCCUUGAUUUACGCAUUCGUGGGUCAAGAUGUCAAGAGCCCAGCUCUCACCUCCGCUGGAUCUCUGCUCAGCCGCAUUGCGUAUGGUGUCGCCCUGCCGGUUAUCUUCAUUAGUGGUUCGAUCAACACGGUUGUGUUUGGGCGCCUGGUGCAUGGUCGAAUUUUUGCCAAUUCCCCCAUCCGAUUCAUCAACACCAAAAUGGGCUGGAUCACCUGGUUGGCUGUUAUCGCUGCUGCCACCAUUAUUGCCUUUAUUAUCGCCGAAGUGAUUCCGUUCUUUAACGAUCUGCUGUCGAUUUCCUCUGCCCUCUUCAUCUCGGGCUUCACUUUUUAUUUUCCCGCCUUGAUGUGGUUUUUGCUCAUCCGCAAAGGUAGCUGGACUGAACCGAAGAAUCUCAUGUUGGGAAUUGUCAAUUUCGUCAUCUUGAUUAUCGGCCUGGUGAUCCUGGUGGCGGGAACCUACUCCAGCGUUGACGAUAUUAUAAAUAAUUAUAAGUCUGGCUCUGUCCGCGGCGUAUUCACCUGCGCUGCACCGGAGUAA